CUGUCUCGUAAUUCAAUCUUGCGUCUUCCGCGCCUGGGCUUCAGCCCAUCUGGCAUGCAUCUUCUGCGUCUGGGCCGGAUGCAGCUGUGGCGGCCCAUGCGUGGGGUGUUCAGGCGGUCAACGCCGCAUAACCGUGCCUCCCGAUCCCAGCUCCAGCCCGCCGCCACCUCCUGGUAUGCCCCGCCCCACCUCACCGCGCGCGGCCGGCCGCCGCCGCGCGCCGCCACCGCCGCCACCGCCGACCCCGCCGGCACGCCUACUCCUAUCUCUGGAUCGAGGCGGGUCAACGAGCGUGUGGGGCGGCAGGCGGCUCUCCGGCUCGAUCCAAUCGGAUCCGAUCGAAUGAGGUCUGCACAGGGCGGCGGCGGAUGGGCUGGACGCGCAGAACGACGGCGGCGUCCGGAUCCAGGCGAGCGUCGGCGGCACAAGGCGUCGUAGUUCUGCGAGGCAGCGCCAUGGUUGCUCCGCCGUGCUCCUGGAAGAAAACGAGGAAGGAUGAGGGAGAGCAAGCAUGGAAGAUGGCGAGAACCUAAGCUGCUCCCUCCAGCGUGCCCCCUCCAUGGCUCGUCGUCGCCCUGUGACCACAUCCAGCCCCAGUUCAACAAUGUCUAUUGGGAUGUCAUCUCUCAUGGCAAGUUUCUCUUCUUCGGUAGUUUCCCCUCAAAGGCUGUGCUUACCUGGAGAAACCAGAGGAUAUAAACCCGAGGAUAUAAAUGAGAGCACAUACAUACGUGUGGUGGACACUAUCCUGCGGCAUGAUGCUCCUGCUUCCGUGCUGUUUGCCAUGGAUUUAACAUAUUUGUCUUGUUGGGACUCCGAGCAGCUGUUGCAGAAGGACUUCAACCUCCUUAAUCCGCUGGCUGAGCUAGAGAAGCAAUCACAAGAAAAAGCAUCUCGUGCAGUCCAUCAACUCAUCAUGUACGUGCGCAUCAGAUCAUGUACGGACAUACAAUAGUUGGCACAAACUUCAAAUUUUGGGAGGUAACCAAAAUAGUUGGCACAACCUUGGGAGACAAAGAGAAUAGUUGUGCUUUAUUAGUAGGUAUAGAUAUUUAUUGAUUAAUAGUAUCAUCUAUUCCUAAUUUUUUACGUCACAUUCGUCCGAGUCAGGCACAAACGA
This is a messenger RNA of Triticum urartu, 1120 nucleotides long. NCBI's taxonomy places the organism in Eukaryota, Viridiplantae, Streptophyta, Magnoliopsida, Poales, Poaceae. The record is from RefSeq and is a predicted model, not a curated record.